This is a messenger RNA of Teleopsis dalmanni, 924 nucleotides long. RefSeq lists its product as uncharacterized. The transcript is spliced from 2 exons. Lineage: Eukaryota; Metazoa; Arthropoda; Insecta; Diptera; Diopsidae. The coding region runs from base 129 to 632 and encodes 167 amino acids. The record is from RefSeq and is a predicted model, not a curated record.
GUAAAUUGCAAAAGUAUUCUCAAUUUAAAUAUUUUACAUAAUUUUUAUAUUUUUUAAAUAUAUUUAUUCAGAAAUUAAAAUUUUGGCACAAAAUCCAUUAUAGCAAAAUUAUAUAUACUUUAAAAACAAUGCCUAGGCUUAAGAAUCUGAAAAGGUCAGUUCCAGAAAUCAGAAAGGUUGAAUCAUCACUUCCUUCCAGUAUACGAAGCUGUUGCCACAUACCCAAACUGGGUGAUGAAAAUAUAAGACAAAAGUACAAAAGUGUGUACAGAAAAGUGCAAAAAGAGUACAUACAAGAUAUAGAGUUCUACCAAAAUGUCUUGAGCAAUUUCAUGCGAAUACCGCGAAGUGCGUUUAAGCCCUUAUCCUCGGAAGAAGGGGCAACAAAUGAAAAGAACGACGAUUCUUUAAACUAUGAACCGAAAACAUUUACAGAAGAGUAUUGUCGAAAUCACAAGUCAUCGAAAAUAGAAUUCCAGCAUCGGCUAAAAGCAAUAGUAGAUCGGACGCAUAAGGUUAAAAGUAAACAACUCUUACAAGAGGUUGAGGAGAAAGAAAAAUCGUUAAUGUAUUAUUGUUAUGUGGCCACCGUACCACCUUUAAUUGGAGCCUUAGGCUGGUACUUUUGGUGAAAUAAUGAUUUCGAAUGUUUAGUGGAAAAUAUUAACAAUAAUAACAAAAACUAAUUUAGCAUACUAAAUGAUCUAAUCAUAGUAAACUAAAUUUGUUGUUGUUAUUAUCUUUAAUAUAGAACCACAUUUGACGAAAAUCAAAAAUAAUUUUUAUUAUGUUUCAUAUAUAUAAUAUUACGGGCUAAUGCUGGAACUGAGUGUCAAAUAAAUAGUAGAUAUUUUCAUUUAAAUUCGAAGUUAACAUAUUCUGAAUGGAGCAUUUUGAGAUCUAAAAUAAAGCUUUUCAAAUAAA